UCAUAUAUCUUAAAAAACCGUAUAGUUUUCAGUAUACUAGUUUAUAUCAGUAUAUUGAUUUAAUGUUAGGAUUCUAUCAUACAGUUCAUUACAUUUCAUCGUUUCCCACAGUGUAUUAUAAGCCCUGAGGCCUUCAUUCUUUAUUUGUUGCCCCACCAGGCUAAGCAUUGUUUAUUUAUUUAAGUCUUUGUAAAACGUUUGCAUUUUCUAUGACUUUAUAGUUAUUGUUCAAGUAUUAAUCUUCCAAUCUUUCAAUAACACAUAAUUCUCAAAAUGUAAUUUCAAAUUUCCCGUCAACUUUUAACAUUUUUUAUCUCAAAAACAUGACCAGCUACAGGAUGACUGACUGUCAUAAAACUCAACCACCAGGCUUACCAUGUUUUCUGGGGGAUACCCUGCAAGCACAAUGCAUGCUAAUAUUUAUUUAUCACAUACCAGAAAAAACAGCUACCUUCUGUUUAUUCAUAGUCAUGGUUGUAUUUUCUGUCUUUGUUUUAGGUUCAAUGUCAAGAAGAGAGAGAACACAUAUCUCGGAGGAAGCGAAGGUCUUCCUCCAGAAAGCCUAUAAAGAAGGGAUGACCAGGGUGGGAUCUCCACUGGUUGGAGCAGCAUCCCAGGCCACUGGCUUGCCACCGUUUGUCAUUGAUAACUGGAUUGGAAACUAUAGAAGAAAAAAACCAUCUUCUUCUCAACCUAAAAACAAGAAGUUAUACACCAAGGACCUGUCUGGUUACAACCUGUUCUGCAGGGAUCAGUUAAAGAACAAGGGAAGCCUGAAAGAUAUUACGCAGAAAUGGUCCACCUUGGCAGAAGAGCAGAAGAGGCAAUAUGCGGAGAAGGCAGCAGCUCUAAAGGUUCAGCGCACUUCAGAUGACAUGAGCCCAGAUAUGCGAUGCCUGAAAUUGAAGAAGCACCUAAAGCAGAUGAAAAUAGAGGUUGCCAGUCUUGAGAAGCUUGGUGUAGAGACUGGUGUAAUGAUGUAUGACCAUCAAAAGCCUUUCUUAGAAGUCCUAGAAGUGAGCAGCAAAGGUGCUUCUUCGUUCUUCGACAGUACCGACGUACUGGACAACUUUGCACUGCAUUUCAAAGGAAAAUCAUCAUCUACUUCUGCUGCAAAAGAACCGGUUGAUCCAAUGGUUAAGAAAGUGCAGGAGCUCUUCAACAGGAAAUACAAUGAAGCGGGAGGCAGAGGAAGGCUCCCGUACAUCUCCAUUCAAAAUGAAAGCAUAAUUAUCAACGCUUUUGGUCUACCUGAUGGCAUCACUCUCAAAAAACCAUGCCACUAUGGAUGUAAACAGUUAGAAGUC
This is a messenger RNA of Xiphophorus hellerii (green swordtail), 1307 nucleotides long. RefSeq lists its product as uncharacterized. Lineage: Eukaryota; Metazoa; Chordata; Actinopteri; Cyprinodontiformes; Poeciliidae. The annotation marks the transcript as partial. The record is from RefSeq and is a predicted model, not a curated record. The transcript has 7 exons.